AUGGCGACGCUGGGGCUCGACGACGACGAGCUCAAGGCGGUUGAGCAGACGCUGGCUCGGUUGGCGCAGCUCUCAAGCAGCAUACAGAGUCUGAAGAUGGACAUUCUGAAGAGCAAUCCGCUUCCACAUCCCUCCUCAUUACAAGCCUCCGCCCAGAUCCUCCAGCGCAAUCUACAAACAGUACUAGACAACCUCAGCGAGAACUCGGAGCUCUUUUCACGAAUUGCCGUGCAUCCCUCGACAAAUUAUCCCGGGCGGACGCAAGAGAUCGUUUUGACGCAGCUGCUGCGCAAGAAGCUGGAACCAGAUGUGGAGGAGCUUGUUGAGCAAGGUCGAGAAACUGCACGCCUAGCUACCCCCGAGGGCAUCGCUGAACUACAAGGCAUAUGGGACGAAUUGCGCGAAUGGACACACGAAAGGAUUGCCAACUACGUGAGGGAAGAGGCCGGAGACGUCUACACAAAAGAAGAGAGGGAGAUGGGCAUCGAGAAUGUCCGCACAGGCCUGAAAAAGGGCCUGGAUGAGGAAAGCGAUGAAGAGGAGGAUGAGGACGAGGAUGAAGAUGACGAAAGUGAAGAUACGAUGGACGGGGUCGCAAAAUCAGCGGCGGUGGCGAGAGGUCCAGAGCCAGAGACGCUCCUGUGGUUUGCGUCGCGGGGAGAUUUUGAUGUGCCGCGGAACGUCGAAUACGAGCGGAAAACUGGAGUCAAGAGAGGAUAUGAAGGAGUAAAUAUACCACCAGGCUCUGGGUCAUCCUAG
Molecule: messenger RNA, 759 nt
Organism: Trichoderma asperellum CBS 433.97
Lineage: Eukaryota; Fungi; Ascomycota; Sordariomycetes; Hypocreales; Hypocreaceae
Biological process (GO): regulation of transcription by RNA polymerase II
Cellular component (GO): mediator complex; core mediator complex
Molecular function (GO): transcription coregulator activity; RNA polymerase II cis-regulatory region sequence-specific DNA binding
Source: RefSeq, a predicted model, not a curated record